AUGUUGCUCUCCGCUGAGGGCUUAUUGAAGUUUCUCAGCCAGCAGCAUCGCUGCUACGAGGUCUUUGAGCAGAUCUCGUUGGCCGAGACAGCGAGCGGAGCGGCUCCCUCGUCAAGGCGUGUAUUUCGCGGCUCUGUCAUUGUUCCGGAAGCAGGCAAUGACAGCGCUGGUGGCGGCGGCAUCACCCGCGUGAUCCCGACAGCUACAGCGGUUGUGCGCACGCCAUCCCCGCAGCUCUUGCAGCUCCCCUGGUCACCGUCUCAGCCGCAGGCGUCGGCUCCAACCCAAGAGCACGGCACUAUGUAUGUGUGCGAGCUGCCGGCGGACACGUGGGGCUCGAUUUGUGCCGUUACUGCCACGUCGGCGCCGUCGCAUCAGCAGCUCGCCUUCGCCAACGAAGCUUCAGCUUUCUGCGCCUCACGAAAUCCUAGCUUUGCGGACGCCGGGGACCACACAGCCAGAGAGAGUUCAGUGCAGGCGUCGCCAGCGACCGCUAUGGUCACUGCCACCAACACCCUUGACCACACGGGGCAUGCAGAGGAGAUGCACGAGGAGCCGGAAAGGCUCAGCGACCAUGACAGGAACGUGCCCAUCUCAGAUCUAGGUGCAGGCUCGGUGACUGCAGUGGAGGGCAUUCAGCUACCACAGCUGUCUUCACCAACACGGCAGUGCGCCAUGGAGUUGCCCGCAUCUCCGCAGGCGCUGCAGACUUCCGGAGAGGACUUGAGGAGCACAUUGAAUGUGACACCGGUGGGAUGCAGAGGGGCGGACGCGAGCUCGACUCCGCCGCAGUCGCCGCAGAGUCAACCACUGGGCGCAGCCGCUGCCGAAGCUUCUGUAGAGAAGCAGAAAGAUACCGUCACCGUUCUCCUGUGGGUUGCAGGUGAUGCUGCUGGUACAGGGGCGGUCGACAGCACGGACAUGGGGCACGCGGGGGACGUACCCAACACGCCAGCUGCGGCACCACUUGCCACGCCAUCGCACCACCGCGAUCCACAGGGCUUGACUUCGACCGCCGCUGCCGCAGGCACCCCGGCAGAAAACACCGAAGGCAUUGCCGGCAGCAGCACAAAGCUGCCACGGUGCCUCUGCUUCGCUGUACGCGAUAUCCGUGAGGCGGAGAGCAACGACACCGACAUGUUGACGCCACGAGAUCGUCGCGUGCAGAUGCUGACGCUGCAACUAGAGUCGGGCGCGGCUGCCUAUGCAGCGAAAUGCCCGUCGGAUGCUUUUGUGCGUAUUGGCAGCGACUCACGAGGGUGCGCGCUCGCGUCACCGUCGGGGAUGGGCAGUGGUGCUGUCGCCCUCUCAUCGCGCUGCUCUGCACCGACAAUGUCUUUUUCCUUUGUGUUCCACAAAGGCGGCAUCACGCGGUGCAUGGCAGCACUGCGGCAGCACUCGCCUGGGCUCGUCUAUGCGUGCCGUGGCGGCCGCAAUAACUCGUCUCUGCUCCUUCUGGAUGGCGCGAGUGGAGCUGCAGGUGCCGACGGAAUCAGCUCCUCGUCGCCGUCACGAAUCCGAGGUGCCGCGAAUCUAUCCGAGCUGCCGACGUCACACGGGGUGCACCGAUUCGGCAGCGUGCAUCUGGGGCUUCCGCUAUCACCAGCAAGGAGAAGCACGAGCGGCGCUGGCGCCCCGCGAACGCAGCCGCCAGAAGGCGGGGUCCACGGCUGGCGCAAGCGGCUCUCCACCCGUACGCUCUUCCGUAGUGGCGCCCGCGGCGUGGGUGGCCUGGUCUCGCAGUACACUUCCAACUUGCGCUACGAAGCCAUGGACGCGAUGGCGCCGCACUGGGCAUCCGCGUUGACGAGGUUCGAGCAGGAGGCAGGCCACACGGAUGAUCGUCGUGGCAGUGGAGACAGAAGAGUCAGCAGCGACACACGCGCAUGGGCAUUGACGACGAACUCGGCGGAGGAAAUGCAGGACUUUUCCAGCGCCUCCUCUUUUGAGGAUCUCACGGACGAGAUGACGGCGAUACGGCUUGGCGCAUGCUACUCUCCUCCCCGGCCGGUGCUCCCACUGGACGGCGGCGGAAGCCGCGCACCGUCGCCGGUCACCGCGGCGGACUGGGUGCGCGCCUUCGACGUCUCUCCGGGGACGCAGCGCCAUUCGCACCAGCACGAGGACGUACUGGAGAGCCACGCCACGCACAGUGCGACCUCGGCAGCCUUGCCGCCUCAGAAACGGAGGCUGAACGCGGACCGCUGGCGUGUCUUCCGUCAAGCUGUGUACGAGCGGGGAGGACUGGGGGACAGCAGCGUCCGCUUCGAGGUCUGGUGCUACCUGCUCGGAGCCUACGCGGUAGGCUCGACGGAGGCCGAGCGAGCCGAGGUGCUCCGAAACGACGAGGCGCUCUACACGCGCCUCACCUCACAGUGGAAAUCCUUUCUGCCUGAGCAGGAGGCGCACUUCGCCACGUACCGGUACGCCAAGCAAUCCAUCGUGAAAGAUGUACAGAGGACCGACCGGACGCACCCGGCCUUUCGCGAGGAUGACUCCGAGAUGCUCCGCGUGCUGCAGGAGCUCUUGCUGGCUCAUGUGAUGCUGGACAUGGAUCUUGGCUACAGCCAAGGCAUGAGCGAUGUGGCCGCGGUGGUGUUGCUUGCCGCGUUGCCCUCGCUGUCCCCAGCACCACAUCUGUCGCCGGCGUCUGAGGCUUCCAUGUUCAUGUGCUUCCGCAAGAUACUGACUGAGCACAUGUCGGCGAACUUUGUCAUUGAGGGGCGCACGGCGGGCGCGCCGUACGAGUCUGUGAAGGGGCUGCAGCGGAAGCUGUACCAGGCACAGGUGCUGACGCGACACUUCCAUCCGGGCUUGUACACGCAUCUCAAGACGAAUUGCAUGGCCGAUGACAUGUUCUUCUGCUUCCGCUGGAUACUGGUCUGCUUCAAGCGCGAUCUGCCGAGCAUCGAGGACACGAUGCGCUUCUGGGAUGUGCUCUUCGCUUGCCCAUACACCACGUCGUACGAAGUGGUCGUCACGGUGGCGUUGCUCGGCGCGCUCGCCGCACAGAUUAUAACUCAUAUACAAACGUACGAGACGCUCCUACAGUUUGCGAACGGGCUGAGCAGGGAGAUAAGCCUUGACCAGAUUCUCGUGUGCGCGCGGGCGUUCUACGAGAACGUCUGCGUCGCCGAGGCACGCGAGCUGCGCCGUCGUCUGCGUCUGCAGGCCGCGGAGGCCGCCGCAAAGGCAAGACGCGGUGCGGCAGCCGGCGGCGUUGGUGAGCCCCUCCCUGGCUGGUAUGCUGGUCCACACAGCAAGGAAGCGGCAGCCGCAGCGGCCGUGCCAGCUGGGAAGGUCGACGAUGACGACGAUGAGCCCGACUACUUCCCAAGCGUCGAGGACAUGGUCGCACUGUUUCUCAAGACGGACGGACCUCUUUGA
Leishmania mexicana MHOM/GT/2001/U1103 is the source of this 3387-nucleotide messenger RNA. RefSeq lists its product as hypothetical. Gene Ontology annotation, biological process: activation of GTPase activity. Lineage: Eukaryota; Euglenozoa; Kinetoplastea; Trypanosomatida; Trypanosomatidae. Gene Ontology annotation, molecular function: GTPase activator activity. Bases 1 to 3387 code for a protein of 1128 amino acids. The record is from RefSeq and is a predicted model, not a curated record. The transcript has a single exon.